Molecule: messenger RNA, 1119 nt
Organism: Pecten maximus
Lineage: Eukaryota; Metazoa; Mollusca; Bivalvia; Pectinida; Pectinidae
Product: U8 snoRNA-decapping enzyme-like
Exons: 4
Coding region: 106-792 (228 amino acids)
Biological process (GO): sno(s)RNA catabolic process; mRNA catabolic process
Cellular component (GO): nucleus
Molecular function (GO): snoRNA binding; phosphodiesterase decapping endonuclease activity
Source: RefSeq, a predicted model, not a curated record
AUUUUUAGCUCCGUGAUAAACGUGGCUUGUUGUGUCCGUAGUUGGGGAAGGUAACGACAAAAAACUUAGGAACGUUAGCCAAGCUGUCUACAGUAGACAGAAGUUAUGUCUGGGGCUUACUGGGGCCAGCUUGCCCCGUUUGAAAAGUAUGGUCGAAUGGUUGACCGAACCGAAGAUUUUAUGGUGAUUUCCUACGAGGAGGCUAUGUCGGAGACGCACACUUCACACAAACACGCCAGCCACACCAUGAUCCUGGCUCGCGACCCUCGAGUACUGUGGGAUCUCUAUCCGGCCAGGGCUGCUAUCCUUAUGCAGAUGCGAUUUGACGGUGUGAUUGGGUUUCCGGGAGGUCUGGUCGACCCGGGGGAGGAUCCCGUUGAGGCAGCAAAUCGAGAAAUGGUGGAGGAGAUCGGCCUUGACCUUAAAAAACAUUCCAUAACCAAAGAAAACCACAUUGUAUCCUACUUUAAUGCCAAAAAAGAUCUCGUUCUCCACUUCUUUGGAUUAGAGGUGACGCUAAAAGAAUUCUGUGCCAUUGAGCUACAAAACCUCCAGGCCCCAGACUAUGGAGUAGAGACCUUAGGGAUCCUCCGCCCUCCGCUAUAUACCAUGGGAGAUAACUAUCGGGGCAUGCCAGCCUUCCUCUCCAACAGUUUCGUCGGUAACGCCAGGGACGAACUCUUAUAUGGUCUACAGCACUUUAAAACUCACACGGCCGAGGAGAUUGAGGCGGCGCUGACAGCUCAGCAGCAACAUGAGGCCGCUAAUCAGGACAGUAGGGGAAACAGUUGACCACGUCUAAACAGUAACUACACCGACCAAGACCAGAGAAAUGUAUUUUGUUUACAUUCAUUUAAUUUUAUCAUUUUUUUUGUUUAUAUUACAAUAAACAAAUAUAAAAACAGAAACUUUUUAACAUUUGACACAUAACUGCAUUCACACACACACAUACAUGAUUGAAAGGUUGGUCGGGUGGCACAGUGGUCUUUCACCUAGACGACCGGGGUUGGAUUACCCAAUUGGACAUGAAAAGGUAUAUGGGGUCAUCUGCGCGACCACAUGGGUUUUUCCUUGGUAUUCCGGUUUCCUCCCACAGUAAGACCCCUCGCGUGCUUCAAU